Molecule: messenger RNA, 1304 nt
Organism: Cotesia glomerata
Lineage: Eukaryota; Metazoa; Arthropoda; Insecta; Hymenoptera; Braconidae
Gene: Rab23
Product: ras-related protein Rab-23
Exons: 6
Coding region: 509-1228 (239 amino acids)
Molecular function (GO): GTP binding; GTPase activity
Source: RefSeq, a predicted model, not a curated record
UUAUCGUCUAGUGACUGUGUAAGUUCUUUAAAACUCCCUAGACCUGAUAAAAACCAGGUGGUUGAUAUUUCUUGUAGCUCGCAGGCAAGUGAAAAGGCCAGACAGGUGUUAGUUUGUCCUCGACCCUCAACCGGUAACGCUAUCGCAGUUGGCUUUCUUAUAUUGUGAGAUUCGCGCGUUCUAAUCACAUGUCUCAAAUUUUUAAAAUUACCUUUUUAAUAAAAAACAGAAAAAUACUGUAAAAAAAAAUUUUUUAAACAAGUUUUAGUGAAUAAAAAUAAGCAAAUAAAAAAAAGAAGAAUACUUGCAUUCAAGUACGUCCGGUUUUUCCUUCACGGCAAUGGUACGCGAACAAUCUCGUGAUUUCUUACAGACAUCGGUGAAAAUAAAAUAAUAAAUAUGUUUAAUUAUAUUAUUAUUAAUUAAACCCAGUUUAUUAUAUCUGUUUUUGUUAAUAAAGAAAUUUUUAGUUUGAUAUUAUUAUUAUGAGAAGGGAGGUGAGAUCAGAAUGCGGGAGGAAGAACUCGAGAUAUCACUCAAGGUGGUCAUAGUAGGAAAUGGUGCAGUCGGCAAGUCCUCGAUGAUCCAAAGAUUUUGUAAAGGAACGUAUACAAGAGAUUAUAAAAAAACUAUCGGUGUAGAUUUUUUAGAACGAGAAAUAGAAGUCGAUGGAGAAGACGUAAGACUAAUGUUGUGGGAUACUGCUGGCCAAGAAGAAUUUGAUGCAAUUACAGCGGCUUAUUAUCGCGGUGCUCAUGCGUGUGUUUUGGCGUAUUCAUCAACAGAUCGGGAUUCCUUUGACGCCAUUCCAUCUUGGAAACUCAAGGUAGAGAAUGAAUGUGGAGAAAUCCCAACAGUCUUGGUGCAAAACAAGAUUGAUCUUGUUGAUCAGUGUCAAAUAGAUCCAAAUGAAGCUGAGAGACUAGGCCGAGCCUUGGGUUGUAAACUCCUACGUACAUCCGUCAAGGAAGACGUGGGUGUAGUGAGCGUUUUUAGGCAUCUGGCUUCAAAAUGUUUGAUAGAAAUGCGCAGGUGUGAAGACGACUAUCAAGAUGACUUGAGAUUGUACUCAUCAGGACCACGAUCACCUUCUGUUAUAAGUGCUUUUAGUCCAAAUGAAUGUACAGGUCGUAACACCGGAAAUGGAACAAUUGUCCUCCGACCGAGUGGUAGAACUCGACACCACAAAAAGAAAAACUUUGUCAAGAAUGUCUGUAGACUCUUGUGAAAUACAUAAAUAAGUACAAGUAGUAAUCCAAUUAAUAUUUUAUCAAAAUAUUUAUAAUAACUACUUGAAAAAUCAA